CACAAUGAAGUCGGACAGGAAGUGGACGACCGUGGGCAGGAUGUGCUUGCCCUGGUCCAGGCAGAGGUCCUGGGUCAUGGGGCCUGGCAACUGGAGGCACAGCUCCUUCAGAAUGUCCAUGAUCCGGGCCUGUGGAAUCCAGUCACUCACCGCUCCCAGAACUUCCUGCACGGAUGGAAGGCCAGAGUAAGGGGCAGGAAGGAGGAAGUUAUUCGACUGAGCGUUCCAUGGGCUGUGACGCCACAGGGAGGCUGAGGGGCUGGCCCCGCUCUGGAUAUAAAUGAAGGGCAAGAUGCUGCAGAUGGUGCAACACAACUGAAACUUUCCACAAGAAGGAAGAAUUUACACAAGAGCGACUCAAAGCCACAGAGAUGAAGUGUGCUCCGUGCUUUCUGGCCCUGGGCUUGUGCCUGGCUUUCUCCUACCAGCUUUCUGCAGAAGACAGUCUGGGGAGGCCGUUCAUUCUUAGUGCUCUGGAGGAUGCAAAGAAGACCAUAGAUAAAGCCUACAAAUACUCAAGAGUAGAAAGUCUGUCCCGUGUGCAGAAGAGGUCUGCCAGCCCUGCAGAUGUCCUGAGGCUGCUGAAGCAGCCGGCCCGGGACACUCGCUCAGCCGUGCGCGCUGCAGACUACAUGGACUACACCCUGAGCCUGAUCCAACAGAGAGCUCACCACCUGCACAAGCGCUCUCUCAAUGCUACAGAUCUGCUCACUGCUGAUGAACUGAGCACCAUCGCCCGUGUGACAGGCUGUUCAGCCCGAGUCCUGGCUCCGUCCUGCCGUACCACCCCCCAGGUCAACAAGUACCGAACAGCCACUAGCGUCUGCAACAACCUGAGAAACCCUCGUCUUGGAGCCUCCAACACCCCCUUCGCUCGCUGGCUGCCUGCUGACUACGAGGACGGGAUCGCCCAGCCCAGGGGAUGGGACGGAAGACACUACAAUGGAUUCUUACUCCCACUGGUGAGGGAGGUCUCCAAUAACAUUCUGCGAAUCAAAAGGGACGAAGAUGUAGAGAAUGACCAGGUCUUCUCCCACCUGGUGACCAUCUUUGGACAGUGGAACGACCACGACCUGACCUUCACGCCCACGUCUCCCAGUAUCCGUUCCUUCAGCAGUGGCAUCAACUGUGAUGAGAGCUGUGAGCAGGCCAAUCCCUGCUUCCCCAUCCCGAUCCCGAGGGAGGACCCCCGCUUCGGGUUAAAUUCCAAAGCCUGCAUCCCGUUCUUCCGCUCCGCCCCGGCAUGUGGGACGGGGUACACGGGCGUCCUCUUCGGGGCGAAGAACGUGCGGGAGCAGAUCAACUCCCUGACGGCCUUCCUGGAUGCGGGGCAGGUGUACGGCUCGGAUAACGCGCUGGCGCGUGAUCUGCGUAACCUCACCAAUGACAUGGGGCUACUGCGCAUCAACCAGAAAUUCACCGACCACGGGAGAGAGCUCCUACCCUUCUCUGCCAUGGAAGUCAACACAUGUGCCACUCGCCAGAAGAUCACCAACUCUACCGUGGAAGAGGUGCCCUGUUUCAUCGCAGGCGACGGCCGUGUGGACGAGAACAUUGGCCUCACCUCUCUGCACACGCUGUUCCUGCGGGAACAUAACCGCCUGGCUCACGCCCUGCGGCAGCUCAACCCUCACUGGAGCAGCGAGACGCUCUACCAGGAAGCACGCAAGAUCAUGGGGGGCUACCAUCAGGUUCUUGUAUUCCGUGACUACCUCCGCCACAUUGUCGGGCCAGACGAAGUGGAAGGGCGUCUCGCCACCUACCCUGGCUACGACGAGCAUGUGGACCCCAGCAUCUCCAACGUCUUCGCCACUGCCGCCUACCGCUUUGCCCACCUUGCCAUCCAGCCCUUCAUGUUCCGUCUGGACGAGAACUACAACGAACACCCCGAGUUCCCCAGUGUGCCGCUGUACGAGGCGUUCUUCACCCCCUGGAGGGUGCUGUUUGAAGGUGGCGUCGACCCCCUGAUUCGGGGACUGGUGGGCCGCCCCGCCAAACUCAACACGCAGGAUCAAAUGAUGGUGGAGGCGCUCCGCGAUAGGCUGUUCCAGUUCACCAGCCACCUGGCGCUGGACCUGGGCGCUCUGAACAUGCAGCGCGGUCGCGACCACGGCAUCCCUGGAUACAACCAAUGGCGUAGACUCUGUGGCCUGUCAGAGCCCCAGAGCGUUGAGCAGCUGGCCCUGGUUUUAAACAACACCGACCUGGCUGGACGGCUGCUGGCGUUGUACGGCACCCCCGCCAACAUCGACGUGUGGCUGGGGGGGCUCGCCGAGCCCUUCGUCCCUGGGGGCCGCGUGGGACCCCUCUUCGCCUGCCUCAUCGCAAAACAGUUUCAGGAUAUCCGCAAGGGAGACCGGUUGUGGUGGGAGAAUGAGGGUGUGUUCACCAGCAGACAGAGGGCUUCCCUGGCCAGCGUCUCUUUGGCCCGUAUCAUCUGUGACAACACGGGCAUCACGGACGUCCCCCGAGACCCCUUCCUGUACCGCUCCCGAGGGCGCGGAUACGCCAACUGCAACACCAUUCCUGCCUUCGACCUCACGCCCUGGAUCGACGCUGGCUCCGACACCAUCCGUGGCCCACCUGGACCAAGGGGGGAGCCAGGACAACGAGGUCCCCCAGGUUUGACAGGGCCCCGAGGUCCCCCCGGGCCCCCGGGGCCUGGUGCCCGGCCCUCAGCCUUUGCUGUACGUCUGGGCUACAACCAACCCAACACCAACCAAGUCAUCAUCUUCCGGGAGGUCCUCUACAACGGGCAGAAGCACUACGACAGCUCCACGGGGUACUUCACCUGCGCCGUGCCGGGGGUGUACCAGUUUGACUUCUCCUGCACCCAGUACCAGAGUGUGGGCAGCAUCGACCUGUGCCGCAACGGGACGGUCCUGCUGCACUCGUUCACCACCCGGCAGAACGGCUACAUCGUCAGCUCCGGGACCACCACGGCGGAGCUGCAGCUGGGAGAUCGCGUCUGGCUGCAGGCCAACCAAGGCGGGUACAGAAUGACCGGCAACAGCUUCUUCUCUGGACACCUGCUCUUCCCCGUGUAGAACCUCCUGUGCCCUCCUACCCAUUCAGUCACAAGCCCAGUAAGAAGUGGCUACACUCAAAUCCACGAUUUGACUUUGGUUGAGAUAUAGGUAUAAGGUAUAAGGUCGAGAGUGCUAUAUGGCACUCUUGGGAUUUUACGGUCGUUGCAUUUGAGUGCCAUACAGCACUCUUGGGACUGGGUUAAACCCUCUUUCACACACUCCUCUCUGUCCUUUUCCCUCUCAGAGAGCACUUCUAGAGCACUCAUAACAAAAACUGCCAAAAAAUGACUGCCUGCACAUGAAAAAAAAAUCAUACAUAAUUAAAUACUUUUCUAUACUUUACUGAACCCAUGAAAUUAUUUUCAAAAAAGUGCAAACACCGCUUCCUGGUCCUCUUGGUUGGCUCAGUUGCACCAGGCAAGAUCAAUCAAGCACAGAAAAGUAUUUGAAUCCAAACCAAUUCCAUAUUUGACCCAGGUCUGCUGCAGAUAUACCUGAGGCUCACCUGAGGUGAAAUGCACUGAUAAAGGACCCCAACAGGAGGGGGCUUAUGCCCCUGCUCUGAGGCACUAUUUUUGGCCAUAGUGCCCUUGUUCUGUGCUGUUGGCUGCCCAGCUGUAGCUCAAGUUACAGCUGAUGCUCCUGUUGCCCCACAGUUGCCCCCCCUAAUGACAUCCUAGAUGUCAAACAAGUAAAGCACUUUGAUAUUUGCAGACGCUGAAUUGUGUAAAUCCUUGUGAAAACUAAUUAUAUAAUACAUAUUUUAGAUGUUGUUUGUGUAGCAUGAUGGAUCACUAAGCUUGUGGUACCUUAGACUGGUAAGGUGUGCACAGUCAUCUGCACAGCACAGAAGUUCUGUGUUUUUUUUACAGUUCAAUGUUGCAGCUGUGCACACACAUUCAGCUCGAUUGUACAAGCUGACAUUAAUGUGCUGGGAAAUGUUACUUAAAAUGAUGUCACAGUGUGCAAAAAGACCAGCUGGUGACAGACUGACCGAAACCUGCUAACUUUGGUUCAGCUGACUGAAAGAGGUACUUUAAAUUAAAACAGUUUACAAAUGCCAUGCAGAACGCUUUUGCCUUUUUUAUAUAAAAAAAUAAAAAUAUACUGUCUA
Messenger RNA from Conger conger (European conger), 4143 nucleotides. RefSeq names its product eosinophil peroxidase-like. Bases 372 to 3047 code for a protein of 891 amino acids. Gene Ontology annotation, molecular function: protein binding; heme binding; peroxidase activity. The record is from RefSeq and is a predicted model, not a curated record. The transcript has 16 exons. Lineage: Eukaryota; Metazoa; Chordata; Actinopteri; Anguilliformes; Congridae. Gene Ontology annotation, biological process: response to oxidative stress.